AUGGACGCAAAGAUAUUUUUACUGUUUUUAUUUGUUGUCGUGGCACAAUCAUACGAAAUCCUACAAACAAACAAGUUUGAAAAAAGGAUAAAAGAUGUUGAAAUGAUAUUACCAUACGAUAAAGUAUUAUAUCUACCACUUAUAGAUGGUAAACCUAAACCAUACGAUGGAUAUCGUACCCAUCCACGAAUCGAAUCCAAUCCCGAAAUAAUAAUAAAGAAAAAAGAAAAUACGGAAAAGAGAGAAAGAAGAUUACAAAAAGGACAAAUAGUUUAUGGAAAUCCAAAAAUCGCGCUGAGUCCUUUUCAUCAUUCAACGAUUAGGCCACCCAUAAAAUAUCGAGGUGGUAUAUCGCCCUACUAUGAUUUUGUCGAUUCUACACUCACGAGAGUCGAAGGAGUUAAUGCUGAGAAGAAAAAUCCUGCGAUUUUCGAUAGGAGUAGACGUUUAAAAAGUGAUACGAAAUCGGAAAAACAUUCGAAUACCUACGAAGGAGGAGGAGGAAACGAGUACUUCAAAAGUGAUAGCACAACAAACAAAGAAGAACGAUAUUAUGGAAAUAACGGUUUCGUACCGUCAUUUUGGAACGGUGGUUUUAACAAUCCGUCAUCUGAACAAAAACAAUCAAAGGUUAUUUCCGGUGAGAGUUUAAGCAGCGAAGAAAAAACCAUUUAUGAUUCUGAGGAAAUUGAUGAUAAAUACUUGAAAGGAGAAGAAAACAAUCCGAGAAUUACAUACGGAAGAGAAAAAGAAAGCAGGUACAAAAGAUCAACAAGGCAGACCCGACAAAAGGUCGAUACUUUCCUUCCUUCCGGUAAAAUUGACAGAAGAAAAAAAUACCAGAGGGAAAUUACGUCAGCGGAUGUUUACGAUGGUUCCAUACAUAAAUAUGACGUUUCCGAACAAUCUUACGGUGUUCCAGCAUCCAUAUACGAAGGAAUAUUCGAAUCCGAUGAAUUUUAUGAUUCUCGCGAAGAAUCUCCAGCGAGUCACGAAUCCUAUCGCGAUACGAGUUAUCAAAAUCGUAAUUCUUAUCAUUCGUCGACGAGCAGACAUUAUUUUGGAAACGAACAACAAAAAAGUUCACAAAAUCAUCAUUAUUCCGCGUCAUCUUCUUCCGGUGAAUCAGAUUAUCGGAAAAAGAAAACAUUCGAUGUUAAUUUUUAUAGGCCUAAAAAAUACGCGGAUCCCGAUUACGAUUCUGAAAAAUUAGCAAAAGAAAAUGAAUUCGUGGAAAAAACAAAAAAGGAAGAACUUCCGGUUAAGUUUUUAGAGGGGAAAACAAGUCACGAAACGUCCGAAACGAUACAACAACAAUCGAUACCAAAACCGAUACCAAAACCGGUGCAUCAACCAGUACCACAGCAAGUGCAACAACCGGUACGACAGCAAGUAAAACAAUCGAUACAACAACCGGUGCAUCAACCACAGCAAGUGCAACAACCGGUACGACAGCAAGUAAAACAAUCGAUACAACAACCGGUGCAUCAACCACAGCAAGUGCAACAACCGGUACGACAGCAAGUACAACAAUCGGUACAACAAUCUGUGCAACAAUCAGUACCACAGCAAGUAAAAGAAUCGGUGCAUCAACCAGUACCACAACAAGUACAACAAUCGGUACAACAACCGAAGCCACAGCAAGUAAAACAAUCGGUACAACAACCGAAGCCACAGCAAGUGGAACAAUCGGUACAGCUACCGGUGCAACAAUCAGUAUCACAACGAGCACAACAACUGGUGCAACAACCAGUACCACAGCAAGUGCAACAAUCGGUACAACAAUCGAUACCACAACAAGUGGAACAAUCGGUACAGCAACCGGUGCAAGAAUCAGUAUCACAACCGAUACCACAACCAAUACCGCAACUACCGAGAGUAAGAUCGAAAGAAGACGACAACGUUUGUCAAACGAUCAAAAGAGGGGAUAUGUUAUGCACAGUUUGUAAAAAUGAAAAAACCUCGUCCUCUUACGAACAGUGCAGAUUUAGUCGGAAAACAACAACAGCUGGAAAACAUAACACGAUUGACCUUGAUAAAGAUCAAAUCCUGGAAAAUACAUCAGUAGUAAAAAAUAUUUUAAAUAAACCUGGAAAUUCACCGAGAAAAAUAAUAAUAAAUUUAAAUAAAAGAACGAAAAGAGAUGCAUACGAUAAUGAUGAUGAUUCGGAAGAAUAUUCUGGAAAAUUUAAUAUGGAGGAAUCCGAAUCCGAUGAAUUUGGAAAAGAUAUAGAACAUUUAAAUUUCGAUCCAUUUUUUGAUGAUUUUGUAAAAAACGAAGAAAAAGAUUUUGAAAAUUACGAAGGUUCCGAAUCGGAAAAACAUUAUUCCUAUUUACCCAAUAUUAAAAUGGAAAAGAUGAUUGUUAAACCGGAAAUAAAACGAUCGUUGACGAUACCGAAUGAAAAAAACAAAGAAAAUGUCGAAAGAAUACCGGAAGAAUUUCGAACGAGAGAUUGGUCGAAUUGUGUAAAAACAAUCAGAAACAAAUUAACGUGUUAUAAAUGUUUCGAAGAAAAUGGAAUCACGAAUGAAAAAUGUACUCGAAACGUUUACGAAAUUAUAAAAUCCCCCCAAAAACAAACAACCAUUAACAAUAAUAAUAAUAAUAAUCAAUUAAAAGGAAUCAAAAUUGAAAAUUUAUUUCCGGUUUCAAUUCCAUCGGAUAAAAACGAAAAAUAUUAUACCGGAAGAAGUGGUUAUAAUUCGUUUAAACAAUCGUCCACGUUUCGAAAACCGUUAAUUCAAAAUUUAACAAAAUAA
Pediculus humanus corporis (human body louse) is the source of this 2763-nucleotide messenger RNA. RefSeq names its product Pinin, putative. The record is from RefSeq and is a predicted model, not a curated record. The transcript has 3 exons. Lineage: Eukaryota; Metazoa; Arthropoda; Insecta; Psocodea; Pediculidae. The coding region runs from base 1 to 2763 and encodes 920 amino acids.